AUGAUCGAUGGAAACGUUAUAGCUUAUGAAGUACCACUAUCGGAUCAUGGUGCGGUAGUAAUCAAGUUUGCAUUCUUGAUACAUGAAUGGGAUGAUCAAUUGAAUCAAAUAGUUGAAGAAGAUCUUGUCUUGGAGGAUACAAGUCACUGUACAGCUGAUCUUACUAUUAAGCCAAGGGAUCUUCCUCGACCUCGUCCUGGUCACGAAUCUAACUCGAACGGGGGACCAUAUCAAACAUUGGUUUUUGAAGUUGGUACUACCGAAGCUGUCUCCAGCUUACAUGAUCUUUCAGCAAGGUAUUUUUCACCACAAACAACUAUUCAAAUUUACAUUGCUAUCAAGCUAUAUCCUAUUCGCCAGGAUAAUACAAGAGCAAUGUUUGCAAUGCGUUAUCUACGUACAAAUCAACAUCCGACAGUACUAGAUGUUGUAAUUUCUUUUGGCACUGCACCUCUCCACCAAAGUGUAAUAGGUUAUCUUUUGAAUGAUAUGAGUGUUCCAGAUGCUAAUAUUACUGGCGUAGGAAGGUCUGAUGAUGCAAUUGCUUGCAAUGGCCCUAGCAUUCCAGAUUAUCAAUUGAAUAUUCCUGCUGCUGAACUUUACAAUGGUUCUCUUAAUGGCAUUCCUCCCAAUGCAGUUGAUGGAUUCGAUUUGGAUUUAUGGGAAAUACAAAGGAAAGCAUUGAAUCCUCAUUAUUAUUAG
This is a messenger RNA of Dentiscutata erythropus, 702 nucleotides long. The record is from the annotation of a GenBank genome assembly. NCBI's taxonomy places the organism in Eukaryota, Fungi, Glomeromycota, Glomeromycetes, Diversisporales, Gigasporaceae.